AAAGUGUGUUCUCGUCUCCGGCGAAUGAGAACGACCAAGCCCGUUCUAGGAGGUCCUCCUGCGAUCGGCACUCGCCAUACACGUCGGAUUGGCCGUCUCCAACAAGAAAUUCUGUCGCCUGCUUGACACCGUUACCUUGCCCAUUACCCUCUCCGCUGUGACUGCGCGUGAGGCGCUCACAUGUUACUGGCCGCCGGUAGACUUGUCCACCAACCAGGUGCUAUUCCCGGUAGGGAUCAGCUAUCAUGAAUAGUAUCAUGGCAUCGCAGCUGAGGUCUGUCUCCCGUGCUGCCUGCGCAGCAUAGCCUUCUGGUUGUCGAAACGGCCACGAUCAGGAUUAUAAAAGGUUGGCCUUUCUUCCCCCUUAGUUCUCUCAUGCUCUCACCAUCCCACACCCGGACAGCCGCACCGUCAAGAGGACUCCGCUUCCAAGAUAUCUCGUCCGUCCUAAGCCUAUCACCACGACCCAUCAUCUUCGCGCACGCCCUGCCAAAAUGCUGUCCGCUACCCUCCUCGCCUUGCUGCCUCUGGCUCUGGCCGCUCCCUCGAAGCGUGCCCAGCCCGCGCCAAUUUUGAGGCCCCGGGGCGCCCAGGUCAUUGAGGGCAAGUAUAUCAUCAAGAUGAAGGCCGAGGCGGACGACGCGUCUGUCCAGAGCUCAAUCCAGUCCUUCGCCACCAACGCCGACUUCGUCUACAACUCCAACAAGUUCAGGGGCUUCGCUUCCAGCCUGUCUCCCGAGGAGGUCGAGACCCUGCAGAACAACGACGAUGUCGACUACAUCGAGCAGGAUGCCGUCGUCACCAUCCUGGCUACCCAGGAAAACGCCGACUGGGGUCUUUCUCGCUUGUCGAGCUCCGAGCCUGGCACCACCACCUACACCUACGACGACAGCGCCGGCGAGGGUACUUGCGCCUACGUCAUCGACACGGGCAUCUACACCGAGCACGAGGAGUUCGAGGGCCGUGCCACGUUCCUGGCCAACUUCGCCGAUGACGACGACGACACCGACGGCAACGGCCACGGCACCCACGUUGCCGGCACCAUCGGCUCCAAGACCUACGGAGUUGCCAAGAAGACCACUCUCUUCGCCGUCAAGGUUCUCGACGCCAACGGCUCAGGCACCAACUCCGGUGUUAUUGCUGGCAUGGACUUCGUCGCCCAGGACGCCGAGAGCCAGGACUGCCCCAAGGGCGUCGUUGUCAACAUGUCGCUCGGCGGCGCGACCUCGAGGGCGGUGAACCAGGCCGCGGCCAGCAUCGUCGACGCCGGCCUGUUCCUCGCCGUCGCCGCCGGAAACGAGGCCACCGACGCAUCGUCCUCGUCACCCGCCUCCGAGGAGUCGGCCUGCACUGUCGGCGCCACCACCAUCGACGAUGAGCUUGCCGAAUACUCCAACUACGGCAGCGUCGUCGACAUCCUCGCCCCGGGAAGCGACAUCGAGAGCACCUGGAACGAUGGCACUACCAACACCAUCUCCGGCACCUCGAUGGCGAGCCCGCACAUCGCUGGCCUCGGGGCCUACUACCUCGGCCUCGACGCGGCGCCGGUCGAAGACCUCUGCAGCUUCAUCGCGCAGAGCGCCCUCUCCGGUGCCAUCUCCAACGUCCCCCGCAACACCGCCAACCUUCUCGCCAACAACGGCGAGGAGGCAUAGAGGGCUUCACCCAACCUCCCGCCCCGGUCGCGCAGCGAAGGACGCGCGCGGUGUACCUAUAAUAGAGUUACCAGCAUCUAGGUUUUAGGAUGCUGCUGUUGAGGCAGGACGGCACGGCACGGUACGGCACGGCAUAGAUUAGGUGGCUGGCAUAGCAUAUACCACUUCGGACGUAAUGGGCCGAGAGUUUCUUUUUUCGUCGCGCUCGUAACAGAGGGAUCAAUACAACCAUAUACCUACUACAAUUUCCGUUGCUGAAUUCGUAGAAGCCCGUGCUGAUUAAUAGGGGGGGCGGCCUGGGAGGUUUAUAUCGGCCCACGGCGAGGAAGAGGAGGUUCGGGAUGAGUAGCAGU
Molecule: messenger RNA, 2008 nt
Organism: Durotheca rogersii
Lineage: Eukaryota; Fungi; Ascomycota; Sordariomycetes; Xylariales; Xylariaceae
Product: peptidase S8/S53 domain-containing protein
Exons: 5
Coding region: 495-1655 (386 amino acids)
Biological process (GO): proteolysis
Molecular function (GO): serine-type endopeptidase activity
Source: RefSeq, a predicted model, not a curated record